Molecule: messenger RNA, 5013 nt
Organism: Polistes dominula (European paper wasp)
Lineage: Eukaryota; Metazoa; Arthropoda; Insecta; Hymenoptera; Vespidae
Source: RefSeq, a predicted model, not a curated record
AUAAGCAUUCUCUGUUCUGCGAUCACAACUUGACGACACGAGCGUGACAUGAAUCAAACGUGUUAGCUUUGGGAAACUCCAUGAAGAUCGAUGACGUAUCCUGUGAUCCCAGUUGUUUAGCGCCAGUCUUACCGAUUACAUUACGAAGUGUUCUACGUGUACUAUUGUUAUUCUUAGACGAUAAACGAUUGAAAUAAUAAUAUGACGGACAAUAUUUAUUUAAGAUGUUCUAUCAUUGUUUUAUUAUGUGCUACAACUUUUGCUACAGCAGGAGGAUUUGGAUCCUUUGCAGGGAGUAGUUCUUCAGCAUUCAGUAGUGCAUCGAGUAAUGCACAAGCAACAGGAUCUGUCGCAAGUGCAAUAAGUUCUGCGAAUGCAUUUACCGGUGGUGCAUUUCCUUCGAAAAAUCCAGACGGUACGAGUCAUGGAUUAACUCAUCAGCAAGGUAUUUCUGUUGGUUCUGGAAGCUUUGUAGGAAUUCAUCCGGGUUCUGAUAAGUUUGGAUUGAAUCAUCAAGGUUCUAGUGGAGUUAAAGGAGCUCACAAUAAUCAUAAAUCUCAGUCACCUUGCUCUCAAUGUGCACAUACCAAAGAAAAAUGGGAUUACGAUAAUUAUGAUGAACAACCUGAAGAAAAGGAUGAGGAAACACAUGGAGAAGACGAUGAUUGCGAUGAUGGUCAAUACAGACCUGAACAUCAUUAUAAACAUGACAAUAGUGGAGAUGGUAAGGAACAUGAAGAAGAGACAGUACCGGGUGUAUAUAAAGUAGGAAACACCGAUCAAUACGAUUACGAUCAAGAAAAUGAUAAAGGUGCAUACACACCGGGUGGUAACAAAGGACAGGGUAACAACAAUUAUGGUAACACUGGAUUAACUGGAGCUAAUAAUCAAAAUUCAAAUAAUAAUAAUGGUGAUUAUCAACAUAGUACGAAGUAUCCAUUUGCACAUCCAAAUGCAGGUGCAUCGAAAGAUUUUUCACAUCUUACAAUAAACCCGAGUGAUUUCCAUAAGAAGAAAGAGAAUGAUAAUAAGAAUGUAGGCACUCCUGGAGUUGUUGCACCUACUUUGGGUGCUGGUGGUAAUUAUGGAAAUGCGAAUAAAGGUCCAUUUGGUAGUCCAACACCAAGUCAAACGAAUUUGGGAAGCGUAGGUGGUACUAAUGGUGGUUGUUCUAAGAGUGGAUCUGGAGGAGGAUGUUCAACAAGUGAGACUGACUCUAAUUUACAUCAAGGUCCUGUAAAAAUUGGUCAGACACAGUUACCACAAGGCAGUGUUGCACCCAGUUUCAACACUGGAGAAAAUAAAGGUACUCCGGGAUGUAAGAGUUUGGAUGGAAAUUGUGGUAUUGGUAAAAUAGAUGGAACAGGACAAUACCAAUCAACAUCUGUAGGAAGUGGACAGAAUUUACAGAGUGGAUACAAUGGUGGUUUAAAUGCAGGGAAUAAACCACAGUCGUAUGAUCAACAGCAUACAGGGCAACCGAAUAAAGGUAAUUUACCAAGUGGACCGGGAAGUAAUGUAGGUGUAGGAUCUGGUUGUGGUUUCGGAUCGACUUCCUCUGGUUGUUCAAAAGAAGGAACACCUUUGCAAAAGAACACACCAAUUCCUAGUCAAACGUAUGGAAUUGGAGGUAGUGGACCUAGUUCUGUAGGCGUUGGAAGCAAACCGAUUCCAACACAAGUAUAUGGAAGUGGAUCUGGUAACGUUGCUGUUGGAAGCACACCUUUUCCUACUCAAACUCAUGGAACUUUCGGUAGUGGAUCUGGUAAUGUUGGUGUGGGAAGCAAACCUUUUCCUACUCAAACCCAUGGAACUUUCGGUAGUGGGUCUGGUAACAUUGGUUUUGGAAAUAAACCAAAUACAUACGAUCAACAACACACAGGAUUACUGAAUAAAGGUAAUUUACCAAGUGGACCCGGUGGUAACAUAGGUAGUGGAUCUGGUUGUGGUUCUGGAUCAUCUUCUUUUGGUUGCUCAGAUAAAGGAACACCUUUGCAAAAGAACACACCAAUUCCUAGUCAAACGUAUGGAGUUGGAGGUAGUGGAACUGGUCACCUAGGUGUUGGAAGCAAACCGAUUCCAACACAAGUAUAUGGUAGUGGAUCUGGUAAUGUUGGUGUUGGAAGCACAUCUUUUCCUACUCAGACUCAUGGAACUUUCGGUAGUGGAUCUGGUAACAUUGGUUUUGGAAAUAAACCAAAUACAUACGAUCAACAACAUACAGGAUUACCGAAUAAAGCUAAUUUACCAAGUGGACCCGGAGGAAAUGUAGGUGCAGGAUCUGCUUGUGGUUCUGGAUCAUCUUCUUCUGGUUGUUCAGAUGAAGGAACACCUUUGCAGAAGAACACACCAAUUCCUAGUCAAACGUAUGGAGUUGGAAAUAGUGGAACUGGUCACGUAGGUGUUGGAAAGAAACCGAUACCAACACAAUUAUACGGAACUGGAUCUGGUAACGUUGGUGUUGGAAGCACAUCUUUUCCUACUCAGACUCAUGGAACUUUCGGUAGUGGAUCUGGUAACAUUGGCUUUGGUAAUAAACCAAAUUCAUACGAUCAACAACAUACAGGAUUACCAAAUGCAGGUAAUUUACCAAGUGGACCUUCUGGUACCAGUGGUGUAGGAUCUGGUUGUGGCUCUGGAUCACCUUCUUCUGGUUGCUCAAAUGAAGGAACACCUUUGCAAAAGAACACUCCAAUUCCUAGUCAAACGUAUGGAACUGCAGGAAGUGGACCAGGUUAUGUAGGCGUUGGAAGCACACUUUCUCCUACUCAAACGCAUGGAACUUUUGGUAGUGGAUCUGGUAACAUUGGUUUUGGAAAUAAACCAAAUACAUACGAUCAACAACAUGCAGGGUUACCGAAUAAAGGUAAUUUACCAAGUGGACCCGGAGGUAACGUAGGUGGUGGAUCUGGUUGUGGUUCUGGAUCAUCUUCUUCUGGCUGCUCAAAUGAAGGAACACCUUUGCAAAAGAAUACGCCAAUUCCUAGUCAAACGUAUGGAGUUGGAGGUAGUGGAACCGGUCACCUAGGUGUUGCAAGCAAACCGAUUCCAACACAAGUACAUGGAAGUGGAUCUGGUAACGUUGGUGUUGGAAGCACACCUUUUCCUACUCAAACUCAUGGAACUUUCGGUAGUGGGUCUGGUAAUGCUGGUUUUGGAAAUAAACCACAUUCGUAUGAUCAACAACAUACAGGCAUACCGAAUGCAGGUAAUUUGCCAAGUGGACCCGGAGGUAACGUAGGUGGUGGAUCUGGUUGUGGCUCUGGAUCACCUUCUUCUGGUUGCUCAAAUGAAGGAACACCUUUGCAAAAAAAUAUACCAAUACCCAGUCAAACGUAUGGAUCAACAGGCAGUGGACCCGUUGGAAAAAAACCGAUACCAACACAAUUAUAUGGAAGUGGAUCUGGUAAUGUUGGUGUUGGAAGCACACUUUCCCCUACUCAAACUCAUGGAACUUUCGGUAGUGGGUCUGGUAACGUUGAUUUAGGAAAUAAACCCCAUUCAUAUGAUCAACAUAAUAUAGGACAACCCAAUAAAGGUAAUGUGCCUAGUGGACCUUCUGGUACCGUUGGUGUAGGAUCUGGUAGCACAUCUGGUGAAUCUUCUGCUCCUUGUAAUGAUGAUGGAACACCUUUACAAAAGAACAUACCUAUUUCUUCUCAAGCAUUUGGAUCAGCUAGUAGUGGAAGUGGACAAUCUGCUUUUGGGAAUCCAAAUUCUUAUCAAUUUAAUACAGGAAACCCUUUCCUAUAUGGUGGACAACCUAAUUCCAAACCAAACAUUUAUCCAACUAGUUCACCACCUUUCUCAAAUAGUCUCAGCACCACUGUUAAACCAAUCGGCCAUGGAAAUCCUUUUCUAGAUGGCACCAUAACCAACACAUUCGGAUCCCAACAUGUUACUCCCCUUGGAGUAACUCCAAUUCAAAAUAAUGUGCCAAAUAAGCCUAUUGGUGCUGGUAAUCCAUUUUUAUCAAGCGGAGGUGCAGGUAGUUCGACAUUUGGUACCGCAAUCCAUCCUGGUAUUAAUAUAGAAAACAAUUCACCAUCAACUGUUAGACCAAUCGGACAAAACAAUCCAUUUUUUGGAACUCCAAGUGGAAAUUCAGUAAAUAAAUACCCUAGUGGAGUUGAUAGCAACAAAAAUACACCUUUCGGAAGUGGAACAUCUAAUCCUUCUUCUUCGAAUGAUCAAAAUUCAAAUGUGCAAUUUCCAAAAUCGAAACAAACGUCAGGAAUACCAGGAGUAAUAGGAAUCUCAUCUUCCGGAACCUAUCCAAAUACAAAUCAAGGUGUUAAGGGUGGCCCACAUCAUAACCCAACAUCUGGAAGUGUUGGAACGAGUAGUGCAGGAGCUUCCAGUUCUGGAUUCAACACACCUAAUUCAUACAAUAAUAAUGGUGGUCAUGGUACAGGCUCGUUGAUAGGAACCGCUAAUAUUAAAAAACCUUCAUACACCCUUUUAAAUUCACCUAACUCUGCAAAUGACAAUGGAAAUAAUCCAAAUGGUCAAUUUAAUCAUCAAAUAGCAAAUGCCGGAGCUCAAUCAUUCGCAGGUGCUAGUGCAGGUGCCAGUGCAGGAAGUUACGCUGGUUCUUUCAGCAGUUCUCAAGCAUCCAGUUCGAGUUCCAGUUUUGCUAGCAGUAAAUCUGGGUCGUAUGCAAUUAACGGAGAUCCGAAUAUUUUACAUCAACUGAACGGAAAUUGGCCGAUCAACGCGGCUAAAAGUUUGGAUGAAAUAAUCAAUCCUGGAUGGCCAUCUUCAAAUGCAGGAUCCCAAGCUUCUGCAUUUGCUAGCAGCAGCGCAGGAAGUUGGUCGGGACCUCAACCAUUCGGUGUUAAAAGUAGAUAAAUCAAAUAUAAAAACAUACAAAUGUGAUGGAAACAAAAAAAUUGCAACUUUAAAGAGUAUACUAUUAUCGUCUAGGUGGAAGUGGUUAGAUUUUAAUUAGUUUAAGCAAAAAAGAACAAGAGAUGUAACGCUUGAAAAUAUUACUAAAUAUAUUUACAAUUA